Knipowitschia caucasica is the source of this 1878-nucleotide messenger RNA. The record is from the annotation of a GenBank genome assembly. NCBI's taxonomy places the organism in Eukaryota, Metazoa, Chordata, Actinopteri, Gobiiformes, Gobiidae.
AUGCUAACGCUAGCUCAGCAGAGAAGUGCAGAUGGAGAUGCUGCUGAUGACCACAAGCCUGCUACAGAUGCCAAACAGACCGUAUUAAUAAAUAAUAAAGGACACGAUGGAACGGGUGAAGACGAGCAGCCAAAGGACGGGCAGCCUGCCAGCAAAUCAAAUGAGACAGAUUCCUACAGCAACGAUACUGUCCUUUCUCCACAAACAACAAAUAAGCCAAUGCCAGCAGCACCCCCCACCGCCAAACCCAUACUCCCGGUGCAGACUGGUGUCAAGGCUCAAGAAGAGGAGCAAUCCAACGGGCUGACUAUAUUCUUCAGCCUUCUGGUUAUUGGUAUUGGCAUCAUAUUGGUGCAUCUUCUUAUCAAAUUCAAGCUACAUUUUCUUCCUGAAAGUGUAGCUGUUGUUUCCCUGGGAAUCCUAAUGGGAGGCUUCAUUAAGAUCAUUGAAUUCCAGGAGCUGGCCAACUGGAAGGAAGAGGAGAUGUUUCGGCCCAACAUGUUCUUCCUUUUGCUGCUGCCACCGAUCAUUUUUGAAUCUGGCUACUCCUUGCACAAGGGUAAUUUCUUCCAGAACAUCGGCUCCAUAUCUCUCUUUGCUGUGAUCGGCACGGCUAUUUCUGCAUUUAUAGUCGGAGGUGGCAUAUAUUUCCUGGGACAGGCAGAUGUCAUUUACAAGAUGUCCAUGACCGACAGUUUUGCCUUUGGCUCCCUGAUAUCCGCCGUGGAUCCAGUUGCCACAAUCGCCAUCUUCAACGCCCUGAACGUGGACCCGGUUCUCAACAUGCUCGUGUUUGGGGAGAGCAUUCUCAAUGACGCCGUCUCCAUUGUGCUGACAAACACUGCAGAAGGUUUCUUUUCACAGUCUGAUAACUCCACCGUCACCGGCUGGGAGAUAUUCAUACAGGCGCUGGGAUACUUUCUCAAAAUGUUUUUCGGCUCCGCUGCACUUGGAACACUCACUGGACUGAUCUCUGCUCUUUUUUUAAAGCAUUUUGACCUGAGGAAGACCCCCUCUCUCGAGUUUGGAAUGAUGCUGAUCUUUGCUUAUCUCCCGUAUGGACUUGCAGAAGGGAUCCAGCUCUCUGGAAUCAUGUCCAUCCUGUUUGCUGGAAUCGUCAUGUCUCAUUACACUCACCACAAUCUGUCUCCGGUCACACAGAUCCUCAUGCAGCAGACUCUGCGCUCUGUGGCCUUCAUGUGUGAAACAUGUGUGUUUGCCUUCCUCGGCCUCUCCAUAUUCAGCUUCCCACAUAAAUUUGAGUUCUCUUUCGUAAUCUGGUGCAUUGUGCUUGUCCUGCUCGGUCGCGCCAUCAACAUCUUUCCGCUGUCAUUCUUGCUCAACUUCUUCAGAGACCACAAGAUCACUCCCAAGAUGAUGUUUAUUAUGUGGUUUAGUGGUUUGCGCGGUGCCAUUCCCUACGCCCUGAGCCUCCAUCUCGGCCUGGAGCCCAUCGAGAAGCGACAGCUGAUCGGCACCACCACCAUCAUCAUCGUGCUGUUCACCAUCCUGCUGAUGGGGGGCGGCACCAUGCCUCUCAUCCGCGUGAUGGACAUCGAGGCCAGCCAAUCCCGGCGCAAGAGCAAGAAAGACAUCAACCUCAGCAAGACGCAGAAAAUGGGAAACACCAUCGAGUCGGAGCACCUGUCGGAGCUGACGGAGGAGGAGUACGAGGCUCACAUCUACCAUCGGCAAGAUCUGAAGGGAUUCUUGUGGUUCGACGCAAAGUACCUCAACCCUUUCUUCACGCGCCGACUCACCCAGGAGGAUCUCUUACACGGGCGGAUACAGAUGAAAACAUUGACUAACAAGUGGUAUGAAGAGGUGCGCCAGGGCCCCUCCGGCUCCGAAGACGAAGACGAGGCCGAGCUGCUGUAA